GCUGGGGAGACUACUUGCUUUUGUCCUCGCUUCAUUUGUCCCGAUCACACUCUCCGGCAUGGCGUGGACCAAAUAUCAACUGUUCCUCGCGGGACUCAUGCUGAUAACUGGCUCUAUUAACACGUUGUCGGCAAAAUGGGCAGACACGUUCAGGGCACCGGGUUGCCAUGGUACCCCUGAACAUGCAUUCUCUCACCCCUUUGUACAGGCAGUGGGUAUGUUUCUGGGAGAGUUCUGCUGCUUGGGAGUCUUCUACAUCCUACUUUGCCACGACCGACGCAGGCCCGAGCCCAGCAUGAACACGGGCCAGAGUUUCAACCCUCUUCUCUUCUUCCCCCCCGCCAUGUGUGACAUGUUGGCCACCUCAACCAUGUAUGUUGCUCUCAACAUGACCAACGCUUCUAGCUUCCAGAUGUUGCGAGGAGCCGUCAUCAUCUUCACUGGUUUACUUUCGGUGGCGUUUCUCAGGCGCCGGCUGCUAAUCAGUCAGUGGAUCGGAAUCCUCAUCACCAUCUUGGGCCUGGUGAUCGUGGGCCUAGCCGAUUUUGUCAGCAGACACUAUGACGACACCCACAAACUCAGUGAUGUCAUCACCGGCGACCUUCUGAUCAUCAUGGCUCAAGUCAUCGUUGCUGUUCAGAUGGUCCUGGAGGAAAAGUUUGUUGACAAACAUGACGUCCAUCCUUUGCGUGCAGUUGGAACUGAAGGUUUCUUCGGCUUCUUUGUUCUGUCACUGCUGCUCAUCCCCAUGUAUUUCAUCCAUGUGGGCCAAUUUAGCGACACCCCCCGACAUGUUCUAGAGGAUGCACUGGACGCCUUCUGCCAAAUCGGAUUCCGUCCUCUUAUCUUGUUGGCCCUGCUGGGCAACACCGUGAGCAUUGCUUUCUUCAACUUUGCCGGCAUCAGCGUCACCAAGGAGAUCAGCGCCACCACCCGCAUGGUGCUGGACAGCCUGCGCACGCUGGUCAUUUGGGUGGUCAGCCUGGCGCUGGGUUGGGAGCAGUUCCAUGGCCUGCAAGUGCUGGGAUUUUUGGUUCUACUGCUGGGAACGGGACUUUACAACGGACUGCAUCAUCCCCUGCUGGCCAGAAUACCGUGCUGCGCCGGACUGGUGGCCACGGAGGAGGAGGAUGAAGCGGGAGAAAGGGAGAGACUCCUAGGUGACGGCAGGGUGCAGACGCCUGACGACAACUAAAAACAAAUGCAAGUCAAGUCAAGAUACUGUAUCUUUUUAUGCAUUUUGUAUUAAGAGGCAAACUUUUAUCUGGAUUAUUUUGGUGCAUGUUUUACAAAAGCUCGACAGAAACCUUGUGGGUUACUGACUGACUGUUCCUUAAUCUUUUUAAAUGACUGUUUUUUUUAAGUCAUUGUUUGUUUAAGGGACUUUUAUUUGAUGUAAUUUUUUUAAUAAUGCUCACCGGGCAAGGAGAUGCCAAAAUGUUGCCACCUCCCUCCCCACAAAAAAAAAGAAGAAAUAGAGCUUGUUAGAAAUCAGUCAACGAUUUAAACCUGACAGAGCUCACUUCACAAACUUAAGGCACUACAGCAUGUUGUACGUUAUCACCAAUGCAUUAUUUGUGUACAAUAUUGAAUUUCUCGAACUGAAAGAGCUCGCUGAGCCCUGAAUGCUUCUUUUUGGAGUUACAUUUUGUCACUUGAUGCCUGACCUCCUACACAAAGUUGUAUAAAUCCUGCAUCCGCUCCAUUUCACUUUACUAUAAAUGCACAAAAAGGGAACUGCCAUUAAAUCACACUAUUUCAACCCUG
This is a messenger RNA of Syngnathus typhle (broad-nosed pipefish), 1767 nucleotides long. RefSeq names its product solute carrier family 35 member F6 (gene slc35f6). Lineage: Eukaryota; Metazoa; Chordata; Actinopteri; Syngnathiformes; Syngnathidae. Gene Ontology annotation, cellular component: membrane; intracellular membrane-bounded organelle. The record is from RefSeq and is a predicted model, not a curated record. The coding region runs from base 59 to 1195 and encodes 378 amino acids. The transcript has 6 exons.